AGACCGAGUAAAAGAGAAAAAUCAACCCAUCAGCUACCGAGUCGUAGGCACUUGCUUCUUCCUGGUUGUUUCCUUCCUGCUUCAAUUCUCCUGACUGCAUUUUCUGACCUUUUCCCCUGCAUCAUCAUUCUCCUACCUUCCUUACUUCCUGCAUUUGCCUCCAUAUUCACUCGCAGAUUCUGAACUCCCUCUAUCUUUCUGUCUCCAAACAUCAGAAUUCACUUUCCAUUCUGCAGGAUUGUUACAAUACAACUGUAAAAGCGAUAUAUAGUGAAGAAAUCAGAAGAAGUUGAAAACAUGGAAGCAGGUGGAUGGAAAGGGGAGAAGAAAAGGGUUGUGGUAAUAGGAGGAGGUGUGGGUGGAUCCCUUGUUGCCAAAUCCCUCCAAUUCCAUGCCGAUGUCACUCUUAUUGACCCGAAGGACUAUUUUGAGAUUCCAUGGGCAAGCUUAAGAGCGAUGGUGGAACCAUCAUUCAGUGAGAGAUCAGUUAUUUACCACAAGGAUUACCUCACUAAUGGCCGCAUCGUUGUAUCUACUGCCAUCAACAUCACCAGAACUGAAGUGUUGACAGCCGAGGGUCGUCUGAUUGCCUAUGACUAUCUUGUCAUUGCCACAGGCCACAGAGAUCCUGUCCCUGAAACUAGAACCGAGAGAUUUAAUCAAUACUGGGCAGAUAAUGAAAAGUUAGAAUCAGCUCACUCUAUAUUGAUUGUUGGAGGUGGGCCCACUGGCGUUGAACUUGCUGGAGAAAUUGCUGUUGAUUUCCCUGAUAAGAGGGUUACUCUAGUGCAUAAUGGAUCUCGGUUGCUAGAAUUCAUUGGGCAAAAAGCCUCUGACAAAACUCUAGACUGGCUGACGUCAAAGGGAGUUGAAGUGAAAUUGGAACAAUCAGUCAACUUGAACUCUGCUACAGAUGGAAGCAAAAUGUAUCACACCUCAGCUGAGGAAACAGUCGAAGCGGAUUGCCAUUUCUUGUGCACCGGAAGACCAUUGGGUUCGGCAUGGCUGACGGACACUAUACUGAAAGACAAGUUGGAUAUUCAAGGAAGGUUGAUGUUGGAUGAGCAUUUGAGAAUCAAGGGUCACAACAACAUCUUUGCUGUUGGAGACAUCACUGACAUUCCAGAAAUUAAACAAGGCUAUCUAGCACAGAAGCAUGCUUUAGUGGUUGCCAAGAAUUUGAAGCUAUUGAUAGCAGGAAGAAAAGAAGGCAAAAUGGCGACUUAUGAGCCUCGCUCAAUCAAGGCAAUUGUUUCGCUUGGGAGGAAACAAGCUGUUGCACAAUUUCCAUUCACCACGGUCAUUGGGCUUGUUCCUGGCUUUAUCAAGUCUAAAGACUUGUUUGUGGGGAAAACAAGGAAGCAACUGGGCCUUGAACCUCAUAUUGAUUAAUCCUAAGUCAAGAUCUCUGCCUUCAGUCGAUGUAUAGAAUUCAUUUGCACUACGUUUGGAAGUAUAAAUUUAGAAGACUGAAUUUGAAGAUGUGUGAUUUUGGAAUCUUAAUACAAAAUUCUAUGAUAUUCUAUGCAAAUUCACACAAUUUCAAAUUUACAGCCUUGAAAUUCUUUCUCAUAUGCAACAUUGAUGUUUUUCAACCCUUCCUGCUGUAGUUUAUUUUUCUUGUAUGAUUCAAAUGCCUGUAUCUCUUUGUAAGUUGAAAUUUUUGGUGAUUACUAAUUUGCCAUUUGGUAAUACGUGUACUGAUUAUACAAUUGAAAUCUUGCUGUAGAGAUUGUGUUAUUUUGAUAUUCAGUUUUGAGUGCAA
Molecule: messenger RNA, 1765 nt
Organism: Malania oleifera
Lineage: Eukaryota; Viridiplantae; Streptophyta; Magnoliopsida; Santalales; Ximeniaceae
Exons: 4
Coding region: 298-1392 (364 amino acids)
Cellular component (GO): cytoplasm
Molecular function (GO): flavin adenine dinucleotide binding; electron-transferring-flavoprotein dehydrogenase activity
Source: RefSeq, a predicted model, not a curated record